ACAAAUACCGAUCUGUUCAACUCCAGUAUCUACAGACAACAUCGCACUAUAAAGACAAGCAGUAUUCAUGCAAACGUUGGAUAGCGGAGCUCAGGUGAUACUGCUGAACAAAGGGUCAUCGUUGUCCAAAAUUGACCAAAAGUGAACGUAGAGACCUCUAUUGUGUCCAAUGUCCAAGGACUAAUUUGGAUCAUAGUGUCAAACUCCUUGAAACAAACCACCUUGUUCAAACAUUUAAAAAACUGGACCAGGAGUUCAACGAUUGGUUGAAGAAGGGUAACAGUGAAAGGAAGGUAACAGUUAUCAGGAAUAGUCAGAAAAGGAAAUAAGUGUUGAUUCCAGUUGAAAUUAUUUUGAAUAACGUGACGCCAUCAAAACUGAAGAGGAUUAACAAGCGAAAUUUGUGACCGGAAGUGUGAAAGAGACGGGAGUUCAGUCAGUUUACUGCAAGGAUACCACCAUCUGACCAGCGAUGCGACUCUUGACCAUUGUCCGCGCCCUGCUGGUGAGGCUGUUGUUCGCCACCCAUGGCUUCAUCGCCAUCUGGAGACUGUACAUGGUAAAGGGGAAGAUAUGGUGCUGGUACCUGUCUGCGGCUCUGGCUGGUCUGUUGAUUGAGACCAUUGUUACCCUAUGCAAGAAGAAGGGCAAGGAAUGGAAAUGGUUUUGUCCGAGCGUGUUCUUCUAUCUCGGGAGCGUUGUCCCCGCUAUCUGGUUCCUGGAACUUCAUGCCAUGGAAGAGCGGAUUGCAGAGAAGGAAAAUUUCAACACCACCAUCAUCGGUCGCAACAACACCGCCGAGGAUCUUAGCAUGACCAUUGCAGAACUGGGGCUUGAGAUCAACAUCCCUCUCUCUCUGGACGCGGACCUCUGGCUCCGAACCAUUGAACAGUUCCUCCUGCUCAUGCUCAUCGUUGGGCGAUGGAUGUUGCCCAAAGGCGCCCUGUCACAUGACCAGCUGUCUCAACUCCUAUUGGUCUACGUGGGCACGGCUGCUGAUAUAGUCGAGUUUUACGAGGCCUUCAAUGAGGAGGAGGUAAAACACAACCGCCUGCUGUGCUACAUAAUUCUGGGAAUAUGGUCCGCAAGUCUCAUCCAGUUCACGUUAGUUCUCACAGCCACGAGAGCUCGUCGAGACCAGUCCGGCGUUCCCACACAGUACAACAAGGAGGAAGAAGGUGGAUGCUGCAAUCCGGAAAUCUACGGAAUCAUGAUUUCCAUUGCCUUACAGGAUCUUCCCUUCCUCGUUGUGCGCAUGCUCCUCAUCUUCAAAUACGGUGUCGUGAGUUACACCAAUAUGUUUUUCACCUCCAAGAACUCUCUAGUCAUCGUGUUGUUGAUGUAUCGUCUGGUCGUGGUCCAGAUGGAGGCGGUCAAGUCGGACAAGACCACCCCUUCCCCAACGCGACAGUCACGUGUUCAUGACAUGCCGAUCUACGACGGUAAGGCCAGCCUUAUCUCCCCUGAUCGAGCACCGAAUGUGUAUGCCUCAAAUCCGAGAAGACCGCCAAAAUUUCGACAACAGGAAAAUUCCAAAGUUUGACGUGAUUUUACGUGUUCUGAAACUCUAAGCGUUCGGAUGGAUACACAUAUUCUUAUUCUUAUGCAGAAUAUUAAACUGGUGACUAUAUCUCUGCCUGGUUAUACUACAUGUGACAGCAGCCCUGAACAUGUAUUUCAUAAUCUGAGACUAGUUCUGAACUGUUGGAACCAGUUGUAUCUGGUUUAAUGGAUGUUGAGAAGACAGCGUGAGUUCUAUAUUUUCAUGGAAUAUUUAAAUGAAUUGGUUUACCAAUGACAUACUUUAUUCAGAAUUUGGUGAAAUUGUUUUGUUUAGAUACAUGACUGUAACAGGAAGCUGUGGUGCAUUUUUGUUAAAAGCCAUGUAUAUAUACUGCCUACGGACCGAUUAUUCUCUAGUGUUUGGGGUGAGCUGAGAUUUUGCUAGUGAUAGGAUAUAUUAUUGGUCAAUGUUUCAAGUUACGCAAUUUAUUUCUGUAAAAGGAGAAAAAAUAUUUGUUUGCCUGAUGAAUAGUAUUUCUGAAAAGAAUUAUUUUUUUCACAGAUACCAGCAACCAAACACCACCAUAUUAUUAAAUGGUCUCCCCUUUCACGCCUGACACAUUACUAUCAUUUACCUUUAGCAUUCGUGUUCUUAGAUUCAUUAGAGAGUUCCUAGUUUAGUUCCACUUUUUCAGAAUUAUCAGGUUUUGUAAGGAAUCAGGACAGUGAGUUCACCACCAUCUUCCUGUGAGGAUUCCAUUCUCC
Haliotis rubra (blacklip abalone) is the source of this 2268-nucleotide messenger RNA. RefSeq names its product transmembrane protein 26-like. The coding region runs from base 473 to 1543 and encodes 356 amino acids. The record is from RefSeq and is a predicted model, not a curated record. The transcript has 4 exons. NCBI's taxonomy places the organism in Eukaryota, Metazoa, Mollusca, Gastropoda, Lepetellida, Haliotidae.